AUGGCGAAUGAAUAUGAAAGAGCUAUGAUGUUUGCUAUUGCUAAUAUAGGGAGGCAAGAAGCUCGAAAUGCCAGACAACCGUUUGGCAUUAAAGAAGACCCUUUAUUAGCAUUAAGUGAUCAUCUUUUUAUAAAAACUUACCGAUUGAGUAAAGUUUUAACAAAAUAUUUAAUCGAGUUAGUCACUCCAUUUAUGGAACCACCAAAACGUACGUCGACUUUGAGCAUCCAAAAUAAGGUUUUAAUUGCAUUGCAGUUUUUCGGAACUGGGUCAUAUCAGUUGCCAACAGGUAAUUCCAGAUAUAGUGCAGUGUCUCAACCUUCGGUUUCACGCAGUAUAAGCGAAGUAACUAAUGCGCUGAACCACCCUAGCAUUUUCCAUAAUGGGGUAAAAUUUCCUAAAAAUAUGUCGGAAUUAAGACAGUUGCGAAAUGAGUAUGUAUAA
Molecule: messenger RNA, 444 nt
Organism: Macrosiphum euphorbiae (potato aphid)
Lineage: Eukaryota; Metazoa; Arthropoda; Insecta; Hemiptera; Aphididae
Source: the annotation of a GenBank genome assembly